Dibothriocephalus latus is the source of this 315-nucleotide messenger RNA. The record is from the annotation of a GenBank genome assembly. Lineage: Eukaryota; Metazoa; Platyhelminthes; Cestoda; Diphyllobothriidea; Diphyllobothriidae.
AUGGCAUCAAUGGUUGUGGUGGAGAGGACCAUUUCAACUUCAAAGUCGGCGGCAAAUACUACAUCAGGUGUUUACUUGAAUGGCACUGGGGUCGGUGCUGUCAGCAUUGGAGAUACAACUGGAAGUGUUAUUAAUGGUGCGGCGACUGCUGCUGCCAGUGUGGACGGCAAUGAGAGUAUUUCAAGUUCAUGCUCUCCUGAGCAGGAAGACGAAGCCGCCAGCCCCCAAGGACAGGAUAACUUUGACAUUAACCUCGCUGAUAACACCGGAUCUAUUGAAAACAACUUCCAGGAGUUCCCAAAUGAGCCCGGGUAA